AUGCAGCGAUUAGAGUUUGUUCGAAUGAUUGGCAAGCGAGGAGCUUUUUGGGCAUGUGAAGGAAAUUGUUGUAAUUUAUUGAAGUAUCUACAAACAUUUUACGACUACAACACCAUUCGUGACCCUGAUCGUGAUAGUAACCCAUCAAUGAUCCACAGGGCAAUUUAUUGCAAAGCAUACCAGGCUUUACAACUUUUGCUGGAUGUUCCAUGUGAUCCAAAUAUAAUGGAUGCUUUUGAGCACCCUCCUUUGUUUAGUACGAUCGACAAUUUAAACAUCAUGAAGCUACUCGCUAGUCACGGAGCAAAAUUUGAACAAAACACAAAUCAUAUGUUGCUCUGUGCUGUUAAUUACGGUUCUUUUGAUACAGUGCAAUACCUUAUUGAAAAGAAAUUUCAGGUAAACAUGCCAUCUAGUUACGAUGGUAAAACUCCUCUUCAUUUGGCAGCUGAACGGAAUAGGUUUGAUGUCUUCAAACUUUUGGUCUCCAAUGGUGCUUGCCUAGAAUCCAUAGAUAAAUAUACAAACACAAUUUUACAUGUUGCUGCCAAAAGUGGAAGUAAGGAAAUGAUUCAGUUCAUCAUUGCAAAUUCGAAGCAAAAUAUCGACACUCAAAAUGACUUUGGGCAAACUCCUCUUCAUAUCGCAGCAGAAGCACAAAGAGACGAAAUAAUUAAACUUCUUGUUUUAAAACAAGCGGAUAUCAAACUAAACAAUUGUUAUGGAAAUAAUACCUUACAUUACAUUGCAAGCUACGGAUCAAGUGAAUUAUUUGAGUAUCUUAUUGAAAGAGGUGCUGAACUAAAUAGCACGAAUAAUAUAGAUGAGACUCCUUUUUAUAUUGCAUCAAAGAGAAAUGACCUAGACCUUUUAAAAGUUCUGGUAGACAAAGGGGCAAACAUUGUCGAUUCAGGAUGCGUAACCCUAAGAAACGCUGCCAAGUUUGGAUUUACUAAAAUUGUAGAAUAUUUGAUAGAGCUAAGUGUUGAUAUAAACAGCAAGAACAGAUUGAAUGAAACUCCUCUAAAUUAUGCAGUUUAUGGAAAGCAAGAAGAAACGAUAAAGCUUCUUAUCAGAAAAAUGCUCAAUUUGAGAAAGUUGGAUUUACGGGCGAUACAAUUUUACAUUGUGUGGUUCCAUUUGGGACAAGGGAACUGAUUGAAUUUAUAAUCGACAACGGCAUUGAUAUUGACAUCCAAAAUAAAUAUGGCCAAACUCCUCUUCAUUUGGCUGCCUUUCAGGGUAGUAAAGAGGUCGUUUCA
Messenger RNA from Culex pipiens pallens (northern house mosquito), 1262 nucleotides. RefSeq names its product ankyrin repeat and SOCS box protein 13-like. The transcript has a single exon. Bases 1 to 1158 code for a protein of 385 amino acids. Gene Ontology annotation, molecular function: protein binding. The record is from RefSeq and is a predicted model, not a curated record. Lineage: Eukaryota; Metazoa; Arthropoda; Insecta; Diptera; Culicidae.